Messenger RNA from Temnothorax curvispinosus, 1778 nucleotides. It is a transcript of the gene Tango9, whose product is annotated as solute carrier family 35 member F6. The transcript is spliced from 7 exons. The record is from RefSeq and is a predicted model, not a curated record. Gene Ontology annotation, biological process: transmembrane transport. Gene Ontology annotation, molecular function: transmembrane transporter activity. Gene Ontology annotation, cellular component: intracellular membrane-bounded organelle; membrane. The coding region runs from base 366 to 1505 and encodes 379 amino acids. NCBI's taxonomy places the organism in Eukaryota, Metazoa, Arthropoda, Insecta, Hymenoptera, Formicidae.
UUGAGUCGCAAAUCGAAAACGCCACGGACUCUACUUAUACUGUGACGUGAUGUUUGUGUGUAAUAUUAAUUUAAGUUAGCACGUCUCUUCUGCUUGUUUUUAUGGUUGUAUCAUGCUAUAUUUUCUGCACUUAAAAUGAAAUAAUGAUAUAUUAAUUAGAUGUUGAAGAAAAAAGAGAAAAAAUGAGAAGUGCUAAAAGUUCAGUUAUAAAGAACAAAUGUUUCUCUGAUGUACGGAGUCUGUCGAAUUGAGUUAUCUCAAUAUAGUAUAUGUUUUAUAGUUUUAUGUAUGUAUGUAUAUAUGUAAGCAGAAAGUACUCAUUUAGUGAUUGCAUUAUUAUCUGCUAUCAUUUGUUAUAAACAACAAUGGCGUGGUCAAACUAUCAACGUACUUUAGCUAUACUUCAAAUAGUUACAGGCUCGUUUAAUACUUUAUCAGUUAAAUAUGCAGAUCGACAAGUUGUACUUGGUGAAGAUGAACAGCUCAGACAUUUUAAUCAUCCCUUUAUGCAAUCGUUAUUUAUGUUUUUUGGAGAAGCUCUUUGUUUUUUAGCGUUUAAAAUUUUUUAUUAUUAUUAUAAUCGGCGAGGCGAUGGCUCCAUAGAUAAUAAUGUGCUCAUUAAGGGUACAAGGGUUUUUAAUCCUUUCAUUUUACUAGUACCUGCAUUAUGUGAUAUGUUUGCAACAUCCAUAAUGUAUAUUGGUCUGAACAUGACUUACGCAAGUAGCUUCCAAAUGUUGCGCGGAUCAGUAAUUAUUUUUACAGGAAUGCUUUCUAUUGGGUUUCUUAAUAGAAAAUUGGGAGUAAGAGAAUGGAUAGGCAUUGGUUUUGUCAUAACAGGUUUAGCAUUUGUUGGCGUUAGUGAUAUAUUAACAUUGGAAAACAGUGAUAUUAGUGCAAAUUCUGUAAUCACUGGAGACUUACUUAUUAUAUUUGCUCAGGUAAUAACAGCUGUUCAAAUGGUUGUCGAGGAAAAGUAUGUGGGACAACAGGAUAUUCCUGCGCUACAAGCAAUUGGAUGGGAAGGCAUCUUCGGAUUUAUUGGUAUUUCUAUUGCUAUAAUCCCUCUCAAUUACAUUACUGCACCACCACCUUUUGCGGAUAAUUCACGUGGUACACUUGAAGCCACUGUAGAAGCUCUUACCCAAAUAGGAAGCAAUAGCAAAUUAUUGAUAGCAGUUAUCGGUAUUGCAUUUAGUAUUGCUUUUUUUAAUUUUGCCGGUAUUAGCGUUACUAAGGAAAUGAGUGCUACAACGAGAAUGAUUUUAGAUAGUGUUCGAACAAUUGUGAUAUGGGUCUUUUCUUUAGGGUUUCAAUGGCAAGUUUUUCAUUAUAUGCAGCUUAUUGGUUUUGUAAUUCUUUUAAUCGGUAUGGCAUGUUACAAUAAUAUUGUUAUUCCGCAAUUAAUUCGAAAAUAUCGAUGUCAUCUGGGACGUCAUACAUUACCUGAAAAUGAAGAUCAUAUUAUUAAUACUGCUGCAGAUGACGUGCAAGAAACAACAUAAAUAUCUAUAUAAUUUUAGUAUAUUAAGUUGUAAUUAUUGCUAAUGUUAAUUGUUUUUUACAGAUAAUUAUUAUUAUAUCAACAAAAAGACUAAGAUAAAGACUUUACAAAGUAAGAUUUAUAGUCUUACGAUCUAAAGUAAUCGCGCGCGAUUUGUUACUUAUAUCUGUCUUAUUAUUAAGAAACAUAUUAUUAACAAACAUAUAUAGAAUUAUUAUACAUCUGUAUUUUCGUCUUUUGUUAAGAUGUAAAUAAAAAUGAGAGAAGUACAGAA